GGUAUAAUUUUUAGUUGUCACCUACAGUUCACUUUGGUCUAAGGCCACAUUUAAAUUUGGUGUUAGUCCACUGUCCAAUUCUAACAUAUUAAUCGACUAUCCAACUUAAUAUUAGCCCGUUGUUCAAUUAUAAAAUAUUAACCAACUACUCGAUGAUUUUAGGGUCUUAUUAUUAAUGUUAUUUAUAUAAAAAAUAUAUAAUAUUAUUUUACUUAGUCGUAUCCUUGCCAUAUUUAUGUCUUAUAUUUUGAAACUUUGUCAUAUCGCCGUGUCCGUAUCAUAUUAGAUACAACACCCGUGUCUGUUUCCAUGCUUUCUAGCUGACAAGUGAAUUGAACUGCUAGGCCAUCCUUUAUUCUCGUUAAAGUGUGUUAUUUAUGAAAUUUUGGUUCUAGAUAUAUUGGCUGUUUUCAAGUGCCUUGCCAGGUUCUUUAUAGGAAUAUAUCAUGUGACCCUUGUGCAUAAUUCUAUGGGAAAACUAUUCUUCUCUCUCUCACAGAUGUGCGGAACCCUACACUUUUUUGCACCUAGUCAAUAUGUAUAUUUUCAUGUUGGGUUAGGCACCAUUCUGCUUGGUGCAAUCAACUCUAUGACAACGGGUUGCUUCUUACUGAUGAUAAUGCAUGGGUUGCAGGACUUCAAAAGACAAUCCUCCUGUUACUUUUGCGAUAGCUGCAUGUGAAACUCAAAAUGUGAAUGUUACUGUUUUGCCCUGUUUUGGUCUGACAGAAGGCAGCUGCAUCACAGCAAAGGAUAUGUGGGAUAAAAUGGUGCAGGAUGGACACUUCGAUCCGGAGAAUUUCAGUGCUGGACCAUACAGGUCAUCGUCACCUGGAGAGACACACUGUGCUGCAGUUUCUGCUUCCACAUGUGUUGAACCACAUGGAAAAUGCACUGUUGCAUUUGCGCUUUCAUGGUCAUCUCCGGAAGUAAAGUUUUUGAAAGGAAAAUCAUAUCAUAGGAGGUACACCAAGUACUACGGCACUUCUGAAAGGGCUGCUUUACACUUGGUGCAUGAUGCACUAGCGAAUUACAAGCGGUGGGAAGAGGACAUUGAGAAAUGGCAAAGCCCUAUCCUGAGAGAUGACAGGCUACCAGAAUGGUACAAAUUUACAUUAUUUAAUGAGCUGUAUUUCUUGGUUGCUGGUGGGACUGUAUGGAUUGACUCUCCCUUACCAGCUGCAGACUUGGGGAGUGUUUAUCAUCAAGCAGUCGCAGAGAACAAAGAACUCAAAGUAGAUGAAGCGAAAGUGAAUUGCAGCCAGAGUGCACUAGUUGAACAGGCAACAGUUGAUGGUUAUGAUCAUACAGCCAGUGCCAGUUUAGAGAUUGGGAAUGAAGUAAGCGUUAUGAGAUAUUCUGAUAAAUAUGAGUCAAUGAUUCCUCAGAGAAGCGAUGGCAAGUGUUAUCCAAAUCCUAUGAAGUUGUUGGACCCACACACUGAUAGUGAUGAUGUGGGUUGGUUUCUGUACUUGGAAGGGGUGGAAUAUAUUAUGUGGUGUACAUAUGAUGUGCACUUCUAUGCAUCUUUUGCCCUUCUUGAGUUGUUUCCCAAAAUUGAACUUAGUAUUCAGCGGGACUUUGCAAAAGCUGUCUUAUGUGAGGAUAGGAGAAAAGUGAAGUUUCUGGCAGAGGGAAGUUAUGGAAUCCGCAAGGUCAGAGGAGCUGUUCCUCAUGAUCUUGGAACUCAUGACCCGUGGCAUGAAAUGAAUGCAUAUAAUAUACACGAUACUAGUAGAUGGAAGGAUCUGAACCCGAAGUUUGUGCUUCAGGUGUACAGAGAUUUUGCUGCUACUGGAGAUUUCUCAUUUGGAGCUGAUGUGUGGCCUUCUGUUUGUGCUGCAAUUGAAUACAUGGAGCAAUUCGAUAGGGACAAUGAUUGUCUCAUUGAGAAUGAUGGAUUUCCCGAUCAAACAUAUGACACUUGGACAGUUCAUGGCAUAAGUGCUUAUUGCGGUUGCUUAUGGCUUGCUGCACUCCAAGCUGCGGCAGCAAUGGCUGUUCAACUGGGUGACAAGCCCUUUGCUGAAAGAUGCAAAGGCAAAUUUAUAAAGGCUAAGUCAGCAUUUGAAGCAAAACUCUGGAAUGGUUCCUAUUUUAACUAUGACAGUGGGUCAAGCAGCAACAGUAUAUCAAUCCAAGCUGAUCAACUAGCCGGACAGUGGUAUACAGCAUCUUCAGGCUUGCCUGAUCUUUUCGAUGAUUUUAAAAUCAGAAGUGCUCUACAAAAAAUCUAUGAUUUUAACGUUAUGAAAGUUAGAGGAGGUAGGAUGGGUGCUGUAAAUGGAAUGCAUCUCAAUGGAAAGGUGGAUGAGACUUGCAUGCAAUCACGCGAGAUUUGGGCUGGCGUCACCUAUGCUGCUGCUGCUAACAUGAUCCUUGCUGGGAUGGAGGAGCAGGCUUUCAGUACAGCUGAAGGUAUAUUCAUUGCAGGCUGGUCAGAGGAGGGAUACGGAUACUCAUUUCAGACUCCGGAGGCAUGGACAAUUGAUGGGCACUUUCGGUCUCUGCUAUACAUGAGACCACUUGCAAUUUGGGGCAUGCAGUGCGCCUUAUCCUUGCCUAAGGCUAUUCUUGAUGCCCCUACGAUUAACAUAAUGGACAGAAUUCAUUUGUCUUCUCACAGUGCAAGAUCUUCUCACAAUGAGACUGGCGUGAGAAAGCUCACACACAAAGCAAAUUGCUGUGGCAAUUCUGUGUUUCACUGUGCAUGUUGACUCUCACUUGUAAGUGUUCAAUCUUUGUAAAGGUUUUUUUUUUUCCAUCAAUUUGUUGUUUCUUUCUUGAACUGUCUUUCAGAAGAAGAAAAACUGAGGAGUUUUGGGAAAGGAAAGAUCUGGGCUGUAACUUGGUGGUUAUAAAUACAGAUGUGCAUUUUCGUGUAAUAUAAAUGAGAUUUUGCAACACUAGAUCAUUUCAAUGUUAU
Ilex paraguariensis (yerba mate) is the source of this 2926-nucleotide messenger RNA. Lineage: Eukaryota; Viridiplantae; Streptophyta; Magnoliopsida; Aquifoliales; Aquifoliaceae. The record is from the annotation of a GenBank genome assembly.